Ceratitis capitata (Mediterranean fruit fly) is the source of this 2465-nucleotide messenger RNA. It is a transcript of the gene TBPH, whose product is annotated as TAR DNA-binding protein 43. Bases 503 to 2233 code for a protein of 576 amino acids. The transcript is spliced from 7 exons. Gene Ontology annotation, cellular component: nucleoplasm. Gene Ontology annotation, molecular function: RNA binding. Lineage: Eukaryota; Metazoa; Arthropoda; Insecta; Diptera; Tephritidae. Gene Ontology annotation, biological process: regulation of gene expression. The record is from RefSeq and is a predicted model, not a curated record.
GGGUUCUUUCAAGUGUUUCAAGCAUCAGAUUAACACCGGUUAUUCUCGGAGGGCGGUCACAAGAUAAUAAGAAAAAUUUAUUUUAAGCUUAGGUGAUAGUAAAUAAAGUGGAUAAUGAGUGCUUUGCGUUCACGUUUUGGGAAAUUGUAAAUAUAUAUUUUUAUUAUUGCUCAUUUUGUGAAUUGUGUCAACGUGAAUGGAAGCUAUAUGAACGAACGGUGGUGUCGAGUGAAACGUGUGCAUAGCGUGUAAAGAGCGUUUUGAAAGGAUAAGAAAAGUGGAACACUGGCGUAGUUCUAGAUGUACAUUGCAAAGAAACUAUAUAUAUAAAUACUAAUUAAAACUGCACACACAUUUUUGUAACUUUCAAUAUAAGUUAAAAGUUGCUUAUUUCAAACAAAAAAAAAGAUAAAAUAAAAAAAUUUAGGUGUGAAUUUUGAGAGCGAGCGAGCGAGCGAACGAACAAGCAGCGUGCGAAAGCGUAAAGAGAGAAGAAUAAGUCAUGGAUUUUGUACAAGUAGCAGAAGAGGAAGGUGAAGAACCAAUAGAGCUUCCAGCAGAGGAGGAUGGCACCCUUUUACUAUCCACUUUGCAAGCGCAAUUUCCCGGCUCAUGUGGUCUAAAGUAUCGCAAUGAAGAUACUAAGGCAGUGCGUGGUGUACGGUCUAAUGAAGGGCGUUUGUAUCCCCCAUCUUCAGAAGAUGGUUGGGGCUCUAGUGUAUUCUUUUGUGUAUUCCCAAAAGAAAACAAGCGAAAGAGCGAUGACAAUUUGGAAAAUUCCACGGCCAAAACCAAGCGUAUUGAAACGCGCUUACGUUGCACAGAUUUAAUCGUAUUGGGCUUGCCGUGGAAGACAACAGAGGAUAGCUUACGCGAAUAUUUUGAAAGCUAUGGCGAAGUGCUAAUGGCACAAGUGAAAAAGGAUAUGAAAUCUGGUCAAUCGAAGGGUUUUGGCUUCGUGCGAUUUGGUUCGUAUGAAGCACAAAUGCGUGUACUCUCUUCCAGGCAUUUAAUUGAUGGACGUUGGUGUGAAGUUAAAGUACCGAAUUCUAAAGGUAUGAUGCACCAAGUGCCAUGCAAAGUGUUUGUUGGGAGAUGCACUGAAGAUCUUACCGCCGAUGAUUUGCGAGACUACUUCUCAAAGUUUGGAGAAGUAACAGAUGUUUUCAUACCGAAACCGUUUCGUGCAUUCAGUUUUGUAACCUUCUUGGAUCCGGAAGUGGCACAGUCUCUAUGUGGAGAAGAUCACAUAAUCAAGGGUGUGUCUGUUCAUGUAUCCAACGCAGCGCCAAAAUCUGAACAAAACCGUAACUCUGGUCAUAACCAACAAAAUUACUCCUAUAAUUCUCAAAAUAGCAUUGGCAGCGGCUUACAUAUGCUACACCAUCACCAAGGUCUCCACACCGGUGGCAGUAGCGGUAGUGGCGGCAGCAACAAUGGUGGUUCUGGUCGUAAUGGCCAUCAACGUUCAAACAACAGCAAUAACAUGUUAGGCGAUGGCCCCAUGUCUGGCUGCUCCAACAAUGGUUCUUACGGUAUGAACGGUAAUGGCUAUGGUGGCAAUAAUAAUGGCUUUAGUAGUAGUGGUGGUAGUGGUGGCAGUUUGAGUGGCAGCAAUAGCGGGUUGAUGGGCAAUUCGGGCAGCCGACAAGAUGGAUCUAUCACUCCAUACAAUCGUGGUAAUGGAGGUAAUUAUAUGAAUAGAGGUUCAAUGGGUCCUCAGCAUAGUAGCAGUGGUAAUAUGGGUUGGAAUAAUCAAACAAAUCGUGGCCAUCUAGAUAUGCCCAAUUUACAAGCGUUGGGUAUAAAUCCUCAAGGCCCGAACCCACCAAAUCAAGGUCAAAAUAUGAGCAAUCCAUUAGGUGUGGGUUUGAAUUUGAACUCAUUACCAAUGAAUCCUGCUAUUGUGGCGGCUGCUUUAAACCAAUGGAGUUUACUUGGCAAUCAAUUGCAGAAUCAAUCGCAAGAUCAACAGGUAUCAAAUCAGGGCGGAAAUUUUUUAUCUUGGAUGGCCCAAGCUAGUAGCUCUGGAAAUGGUGGCAACUUAAAUGCCGGCGGCAAAAGCAACAACUCAAAUAAUUCUAGCUCUAAUGGAAAUCCAGGCAUGGGCCCGGGAUCCUGUAGUGACUCUCAACAGAAUGGCAGUGCUAACUCGAACAGCCAGGGCUGGUCUCGUCAAAACUCUGGUGGUGUAUCCCAGGGCACGCCUGAUGGUAACCCGAAAUUUAUUUAAAUUAAAUUAAUACAAAAUGAAAAUAAUUCUGAUUAUGUGAGAGCGCUAGCUACGUACGUGUGUGUAUGAUAAUUUUGACGCGAUUUUUAAAUUUAGAACGGUAUUUCAUUAAACAUAAAUAUAAAUAAUUAAACAAAAAGUAUGUAAACGUAAAAAAAAAUGGUUGAAAUCAUGCUUAACAGUAUCUUGAUCUGAAUAAAGUUUUAACCUGUAUUGUAGUGCAAGAACAAAA